AUAGCAGACAGAACAUUCUUGAUCCGAAGUCGAGAAGAACCGCACCUCCUCGUUACUGUUUGCAGUGGAGUAUUGAAAUGCUUACCCGAGCUUAAUUCUGGCGGUGGCAGCUUCUGGAGCUGUGUUAAGAAGGACGGCUGGUAUGGCUUCCGCAAUACUGUCUCCGGCGCGUAUCUUGGUUGCGAUAGGGAGGGCAAAAUGUGCGCGAAACAGCCUUAUCAAUCGACCAACGAAUAUCUCACGAUAGAUUGGGCCGGAAAUGGUGGCUAUAUAUUGCAUGUAUUAGAGAACCCUACGAGCGCAUACAUUGGACGAAGGCAAGUGUCUAUAUCGGAAGAUGGGAAAUCAUUGGUCGCGAAGAUAGAAGGGGGAACGGUCUGGGAGUUUAUCGAUUCUAAGUAU
Trichoderma asperellum CBS 433.97 is the source of this 402-nucleotide messenger RNA. RefSeq lists its product as uncharacterized. The record is from RefSeq and is a predicted model, not a curated record. Lineage: Eukaryota; Fungi; Ascomycota; Sordariomycetes; Hypocreales; Hypocreaceae.